UUUUUGCGGUAUUUGAAUCAAAAACAUAUUUUACUUGAAAUGAGCAUGUCAUCGCUUUGCUCAUGAGAUUUCAAAUUAUUUGCUAAAAUAGAAACAAAAUGUAGAUGGCAGUAACGUAACGAGCGACGAUGUAAAUGGCACGAAGAAGAAUCACCGGAAGUAGGAGAAGCGGGAGAUUGAAAGACGUAAACCUUUUGUUGGUGUGAACUUUUGCCAAAAUGCUGAACAAGGCGCCUAAACUGAAACAAACAGUUAAAACGAAAAUGAGGAGUAACAUAAAUGUGAGGCCGGCGUCAGAGGCAAUGAUUGAACUCCUGACACUGCUCUUCUUGAGCAGCCUGGCCGAAGAGGCGAAGGCCAAAGCUUUUGAAGAAAAAUCUGCAACGAUCAGAGCUCAACAUGUCAAAGCAGUCUCUAAGAAAUUGCUGAAAAAGGCAAGAGGAUGAAGACCGUGAAGUGUGGCACCUUCACUUUUAUAAACAUUAUUACUAAUGACAUUUUUAGCUUUUUUGUGAUUACAUAUUUUGUUCUGUUUUUUUCUGAACUGUACAUCUUUAUGUUUUUAACUCUAUCCCUGUAUCUCUUUUCCUGUCAUAAGUUUUUGUUCUUUAUUAAAUUCAUUGUGAAUCUUA
Molecule: messenger RNA, 632 nt
Organism: Micropterus dolomieu (smallmouth bass)
Lineage: Eukaryota; Metazoa; Chordata; Actinopteri; Centrarchiformes; Centrarchidae
Gene: cenpw
Product: centromere protein W
Exons: 3
Coding region: 219-446 (75 amino acids)
Biological process (GO): kinetochore assembly; mitotic cell cycle; chromosome segregation
Cellular component (GO): kinetochore; nucleoplasm
Molecular function (GO): DNA binding; protein heterodimerization activity
Source: RefSeq, a predicted model, not a curated record